Messenger RNA from Periophthalmus magnuspinnatus, 1154 nucleotides. RefSeq lists its product as uncharacterized. The transcript is spliced from 2 exons. Lineage: Eukaryota; Metazoa; Chordata; Actinopteri; Gobiiformes; Gobiidae. The record is from RefSeq and is a predicted model, not a curated record. The coding region runs from base 110 to 961 and encodes 283 amino acids.
UGUUCAACUUGAAUCUCUCACGCACGAGCGUGCACACGCGCAGGGCUAAAGUGGUCCCCUUCAGACACAUUAGACAGAGGGAGGGUGGGGCGCCAGUAAAGAUUUCUUAAUGUGCUCUCCGUCCUCCCGUCCAUCUGCUGAUGAUAAACACUCAGCUAUCCGCCUGGCUACUCCCUUUGCCGCGGUCUAUUAUCAAUACUUUGACUUAUUGGCAACGGGAACUACAAAAUGGGUCUUUGGAUUAUAUCGACAGUUUUAUGCAAAUACAACACUUCUGACUACAAACAAUUUAGGAAUAUUAUUCUCUAACUGGAUUUCUGCAACUUUGGAGCGGUGUGUCAUUACGCAUGGAUACGGUUCUCAAUGGGACACUCCUAGGCUUCUAAAACCCUUCUCCUCCGGUAAGAUGCCCUCUUUGCACCACGGAGCGAUCGUUAUCGGAGCGCUCCUGAUCGUGACCGGGGGCUCCACCGCCUUUCUGACCUCAUACCAGAGCCGGUUGCAGGCCUUCUCUCUCUGCUGUGUGGUGCUUGGGGUCGUCAUGCUCAUCCUGGGACUCUUCUGGGCCAUGAACAGUAAGACGACCACGAAUUACAACCAUCAAGAGUUUGACCCGGAGUGCCCUCACUAUCCGUACAACGACUACCCCAACUUCAGCAACCACGCGCUCUUCUCUCCCCCGGGCCGCCGCUUUGUAGAGUCACAGUCAACCUUUCUGCCAAGGAACAUGGAUCGUCACAGAUGUGGUGCUCACAGGGAGGAUUUCGACUACCCUCCGAUGGAGCAGGGUGGCUUCAGUCCCACCCCCAACCCCCCGCCUUGGCUGGGACCCCCACCUCCAUAUGAAGUGGCUAUAAAGACCACAUGUAGCUCCACUCACCUGCGCAGGGCAUACUCCGACACACAGCUGGCCUCAGAACCACUGUUUGGACAAUCCAGGGAGAUCAGCUUUGAGGUGUAAAGUUUCACACUGGACCCAAAAAAGAACAAACUGAAAAGGAGACAUAUACUUUUAAAAGCAUGCAAGAUGUGAUGGAGAUACAGGCAUGCUCUUGUGCAAAGUGGCCUAUAAGAAACAGAAUAAAAAAGACAAUUGAGUUACAAAAGUCUGGACAUAAUGAGACAAAGUGCACUAAGAGGUCCAUUAAAGUUUU